AUGAAGUUUAUUGAUGUUUGCGUUUCUUUGCUUAAGUUCUGCGUUCUUGUCUUGCUCGCUUUCCCUAGCAACAAUGUCUGUACGCCUUUUGACAAACGUGCGGUGGAUGAAAUCUGGCUUAUCGCGGAUUCAGGCGCUCAAAUAACAUACGUAUUUGAUUACAAAUAUCCAUCGUGCAAAAAUACUCCCGAAGAAUAUGCGAACCACAUAAUUGAAUUGCCGUCCGGUAGUUUAUUUGAAAAUGUAUGGUUUGGUGGGUCAGGGUCGUUCCAUAAUGGAAUGGAAUAA
Molecule: messenger RNA, 288 nt
Organism: Ambispora leptoticha
Lineage: Eukaryota; Fungi; Glomeromycota; Glomeromycetes; Archaeosporales; Ambisporaceae
Source: the annotation of a GenBank genome assembly